Molecule: messenger RNA, 150 nt
Organism: Scutellospora calospora
Lineage: Eukaryota; Fungi; Glomeromycota; Glomeromycetes; Diversisporales; Gigasporaceae
Source: the annotation of a GenBank genome assembly
UGAAAUUCAUACUAAAGAAUUAUGCGAUUUAAGAAAAAGAUAUUUUCAAAACAUUUUAAUAUGUCAACCUUUUUCCAAAUAUUUCAUCGAAAUUGAAGCAGAUGAUAAAUGCAUGUAUUGUUACUACUGGGUUGAAAGAGCAAAUAUGAA